GUUCUUCCUGGAUCCUGUUCGCAGACCGUCUGUGAUUCCGUCUUGCUCGCCGGUUUGGUCGCCGGUUUGGUCGUCUGUGUGUCUGUCUGUGGCUUGGCAAAGACACCUGAGAUUCCUUCCAUCCUGAAGUCCUCCCCCUGAGAGCCAUCGCUCCAGUCCUCACAAUGCGUCCCUCCAAGCCAAUGAUAGCGCUUCGAUCCAGCUCGGCGAGAUCGGCAUGGGGCCCUGCCGGCCUGCGGUUUCCCUGGCCGUCUUGCCGACUGCCCGCCACCUCAAUCCCACAGCGGACUCUCCAUAUGUCACCGCCUUUGCGCGGCAACUACUGGGACAUGAUGCACGUCCGCAGCCAACAGGAAAAGCGCCGCAAGAUGGACAAGAUGCUGACCGAUUCCGCUGGUCAAACCGAGCUGCCCGCCGCCGCGGAUGCUGUUGAUCCGAGUACCUUUACAAGGCUGACGAGUGCGGAUACGGCCAAGCGAACGACGCCGCCGCAGUGUGCCAAGAUGCUUGUUCGCGAAUUCAUCAACGAUGCCCUGUACCAUCCAAAAUACGGAUACUUUUCAAAGAAGGCAUACAUCUUUAGUCCUCCGGAGGACAUCCCAUUCACUCGGCUCAAAGACAACUAUCAGGUCAUGAACCAUCUGGCCAAUCUAUACAAAGACAUCGAGGGAGAGUACUCGGACGUCAACGACAUUGCCCGGCAAGUUUGGCAUACCCCCACAGAGCUGUUUCGGCCGUGGUAUGGAUACGCCGUUGCCCAGCACAUCUUGACCCAAUACAAGGCCGAACGAAGUGACUCGGAGUGGGACUCGAAGCCUCUGAUCAUCUACGAAGUCGGUGCCGGCAAUGGCACCCUCAUGAUGAACAUCCUGGACUACGUUCAACAGAACGAGCCCGAGAUCUACAGCCGCAUGCAGUACAACAUCAUCGAGAUCAGCGCCAAGCUCGCCGAGGGGCAGACUCGACGAAAGAACAGCCGCGGCCGCGGUGGGUCGCACGGCACUCAUCGGGACCACAUCAACGUCGUCAACAAGUCGAUCUUGGAGUGGAACGAGAUGGUCACAGACGACUGCUUUGUUGUGGCUAUGGAGGUCAUUGACAACUUUGCCCACGAUAUGGUUCGGUACGACAACCAAUCCGGCGCUGCCGUUCAGGGUCUCGUGCUCAUCGACCAAGAUGGCGACUAUCAGGAAGUCUACGAGCACAUCAACGAUCCGCUUAUCCAGCGAUACCUCGAGAUUCGCCAGCGGACCGGGUACAAGACACCAGCGCUCCAAGCCUCGUGGAGGCGUCAGCUGCGGCUGGCGCUGCCGUUUGCCCCCAAUCUCAGCCAACCCGAGUUCAUCCCGACGAUGCUCAUGGUGAUGUUUGAGCGACUGCACGAGUAUUUCCCAAACCACCACGUUGUUCUGUCGGAUUUUAGCCAGCUGCCGGAUGCGAUCCCUGGCAUCGACGGGCCGGUUGUGCAAACCCGGUACCAGGGGCUGAUGAUUCCGUGCUCGACGUAUCUCGUCCAGCCAGGCUGGUUCGACAUCUUCUUCCCGACCAAUUUUGAAUUGGCACGGGACAUGUACGAAGCCGUAUGCGGCAGCCGGACGGCCAACGGGCGAGCCAGGGCCGCACAGGUGCUCACACAGGAGCGCUUCCUGCAGAUCAACGGCAAUUUGAAGGAGACCACGACCCGGUCAGGCGAGAACCCGAUGCUGACGUUCUACAAGAACAUGAAAUUCCUGGUGUCGUGAGCGCGAGCAAAGAGGAGGGGGAAGGAAGGGAUAGAGUGCUGUCGGGAAGUUCUAUAAUACAAUACCGGAU
Molecule: messenger RNA, 1812 nt
Organism: Polychytrium aggregatum
Lineage: Eukaryota; Fungi; Chytridiomycota; Chytridiomycetes; Polychytriales
Product: S-adenosyl-L-methionine-dependent methyltransferase
Exons: 4
Coding region: 165-1742 (525 amino acids)
Cellular component (GO): mitochondrion
Molecular function (GO): protein-arginine omega-N symmetric methyltransferase activity
Source: RefSeq, a predicted model, not a curated record